AUGGGCAACCCAACCCACUUGACCUAUGGUUCCCUCAUCCCCCCAAGUGAGCACCUCCUUGGCACGCCCUACGCCGUCGCCACUCUUCCCUCCCUCCUUGGCACAACCUACGCGAGUGCAUCAUCGCCCCCCGUCGCCGCGACACACCGUCACUGCCCCCCCCCCCCCCCCCCCCCCUUCUUUUUUUUCCGCCGCCGCGCCUUCUCUGGCGCCACCUGCGCAUCCCGCCGCCACGCCUCGUCGCCGCCUCCUCCUCCCCCUGCAGCGACCCCCCGUCGCCGUCUCCCUCCCGCCGCCGCGCCUACUUCGGCGUCGCCCGCGCAUCCCUCCACCGCGACACCCCGUCGUCGCUUGCCCCUCCCGCUGCCGCGACGUCGCGUCGCCGCCUCCCCCUACCGCCGCCGCGCCUUCCUCGGCACCACCUGCGCAUCCCGCCGUCGCGACGCCCCGUCGUCGCCUCCCGUCCCGCCGCCGCGAUUUCGCGUCGCCGCCUGCGCACCCCAUCACCGCGACCCCCCUGUCGCCGCCUAUGCAUCCCGCCGCCGCGACCCGCUCAUCGCCGCCUGCACGAUCCGCCGCCGCGACUUCGCGUUGCCGCCUACGCAUCGCGCUGCCGCAACCUUCUCGUCGCCGCCUGCACGACCCGCCGCCGCGAAUUCGCUUCGCCGCCUACACGACCCGCUGCCGCGACUUCGCGUCGCCGCCUGCGUAUCUCGCCGCUGCAACCUUCUCGUUGCCGCCUUCACCCCUUCAGCCGAUGCCGCAUUCCUCCACGAUCCCCGCAAAUACCUCAUCCGCAAGGCGGAGCAUGAGGUUGCGGUACAUAACUACGACUUCGCGGUAGCGGAACGCGCCAAUCGCCUGGCGCUCCUUGAUGAAUACAAUAUGGCCAUGGCGGACUACCUCCCUCGGAGCAUCGCGUGGGCCACUGCUGAUAACCGCGCCUGCACCAUCCUCCUCGGCGCACUCCCUGGUACCCUCAUGCGCCAUUUCCAAGCUCGCGAGAUGCGCGCCUCCCUCAUCUGGGCCGAGCUCCAGGCGAUGUUCGAGCGUCGCAACAUCAGCUCUGUCGGCGCCCUGUUUCAGGAGUACUUCUCCACCACCCUCGCCACUUGUGAUGGCGCAGUUGACUACGUGGGGCGCAUGCAGGAGGUCGCUGAUCGCCUUGCGGCACGCCAAGCUGCCCUCCCUGAGCCUCUGCAAAUCCACCGCCUCCUCUACAACCUCACCUUGGACUACGAGUCCCGCCUCCAUGCCUUCACUGAGGCCAACCCCAUGGCCGGCCUCGACGACGUGGUCCAGUGGAUCAUUGACACGGAGGUCAAGAUUUGUACCCCCGUUGUCAACCUUACCACCCCUCAGUCCUCCUCCUCCACCUCCCUCAACGCUACGCAGCCGCGCAACCAGGGUGGUCGCAGCGGCGGCGGCGGAGGCCGUGGUGGUGGCGGUGGUGGUGGAGGCCGUGGUGGUGGCGGUGGUGGUAGUGGUGGCCGUGGUGGCCGUGGUGCCGGUGGAGAUGGUGCUGGCAGCGCCCCUGCUGGAGGACCUUCCGGUUCUGGUGGUGCUGUGACUCGAGGCGGACGCCCUGGCACUCUCCCCCCAUCCACAUAUGUGCGCCGCCAUGGUCCCCAUGCUGGUACCCCUUGCGGCCAGACCAACCAUCCCCCCACCACGUGCUUUAAGGCACUCGACGACGCCUGGUUUGAUCGAGGCAACACUGGCAUCCCUCCUCGCUGGAACUCGAUCGCACCUCGCCCCACCUUAGUGGAUAUUCAAACCCUCCCCUCUUUCCUCCUUGCUCACCCCCGCAUGUGGAGCCACUGA
Messenger RNA from Closterium sp. NIES-65, 1824 nucleotides. NCBI's taxonomy places the organism in Eukaryota, Viridiplantae, Streptophyta, Zygnematophyceae, Desmidiales, Closteriaceae. The record is from the annotation of a GenBank genome assembly.